AUGAAAUCAAACAGCAUGAGGUCACCGAGGAAAUAUGACUUGGAAAAUAGCAACCAGAAGGAAAAACACUGGUAUCAAAUCAUGACAAUAACUGUGGUAUCUUUGGUACCAUUAACCAACGGUCUCCAACUGGCAUGGACGUCACCAUUCCUGGUAAAAAUCACCCAAGACAAGGAAAACUACGACAUAACGGAAAACGAGACAUCAUAUUUCACCAGCAUACAACCGGCAGCGAUGCUCCUGACCAGUAUCAUCCUCUUCAACCUGAGCGAUCUCUUGGGGCGAAAAACUACCAUGCUGGUGAUAGCAGUACCGCAGGUACUGGCAUGGGUGCUAGCAGCAUUGGCAACUGACGUAUACCUGUUCUACGCCAUGAAAGUCUGCGCGGGAAUAGCUGUGGGAAUGGGAUUUGCCUCUGUUCCCAUGUACAUCGGAGAAAUCUCAUCCCCAUCAGUCAGAGGCACCUGGGGAUGUCUGUUCUCCUCAGGCGCUUACCUAGGCCAGUUUCUGAUCAACCUAGUCGGCAACCUUUGCAGCGUUAAAGUUACGUCAUACAUAUUCGUCACAGUGCCUAUUCUAUUUUUCUUCUUUCUGAUCUUCCUACCUGAAUCUCCCUAUUUUCUCGUUAUGAAAGGGAAACAUGAUGAGGCUAGAGCUGCUCUGAAGGUGUUUACCAGGAAAGUUGAUGUAGAAGCGGAGCUUUCAAUAUUGAGAACUGAUGUGGAGAGACAGAUAUCGGAAACAGGGACGUGGAUGGAUUUGUUCAGAAUCGAAAGUAACAGGAAGGCUCUUGUGGCUGCAGUUUUUCUAGCAGUUUCGCAAUCCUUUGGAGGUUUGACAGCUUUCAUAGUGUAUGUUCAGUUCUUUUUUGAUAAAGCGGGGGGUUAUAUCAGCGCAGAAUUGUCUGCCACUUUCUAUAUGGGAUUGAGUUUCGUUCUCAAUCUACUAGUGAUUUUAUUUGUCAUCGACAGAAUGGAAAGGAAAAAAUGUUACAUCGUAUCUAUGAUGCCCUGUUCGAUAGUCCUUAUGCUAAUGGCAAUCUAUUUAUAUAUAGAUGAAUUCGAAACUCAUAUAGACGUGUCAUUUCUCAACUGGGUACCUUUAGCGGGAAUGAUCAUAUUCCAAAUAUUUGCAUCAUUUGGGAUGGCAAUAAUUCCUACUUUGAUGCUAGGGGAACUUUUUUCGGCUAGUGUUAAAACGAAAGCAACUACUGUUGUUAUGAUUUGUUUCGGUAUAUCUGUAACUCUAGCGGACUACUUGUUCUAUGUUCUUUAUCGAGUUUCCGGAAUAUAUGCUCCUAUUUUGUUGUUCGGCUGCUGUAAUGCAAUAUCCACUAUUCUUUCGUUCUUUUUGAUACCCGAAACCAGAGGAAAGAGUCUAGAGGAGAUUCAGCAAGCUUUGAAAGGAGCAAUGAUCAAAAAUUAA
This is a messenger RNA of Phaedon cochleariae (mustard beetle), 1425 nucleotides long. Lineage: Eukaryota; Metazoa; Arthropoda; Insecta; Coleoptera; Chrysomelidae. The record is from the annotation of a GenBank genome assembly.